AAAUUCUAGACCGGGAAAAUCCGGGGAAAAAAGAAAGAGUAAGCAAAAUGGGUGAACGUGAAAACAAGUCAUAAGAACCGAAAUGGCUGAGUCGGUUUUAGGUGUAGCGUCACAGUCAUCGCUGCUUCUUCUGGAGCCUUCCAAGUUCGGAUUUCGAACUUACACGACUCCUUUAACGGCAAUAAGGCUGCAGCAAUAUUCGACGGGAUACCGGAGAUUUGUUGUUUCUUCUGGUAGGAAUUUGAAGCCCGUAACGGCUGUUAGGGCUGUCUCUUCGGGUUUCGAAGCGCCUACUAUUUUAAACGAUAACAUUGAUUUGUCAACGGAAGGGAUUGAGAUUGGACCUGAUAUUGGAGGCGGUGGUGACAGUUACGGGGAUUUAGGUGGAAGCGGCGGCGGUGGAGGUGGUGAUAAUAGCGGAGGACGAGGAGGCGGCGGCGGUGAUCGGGAUAACGAAGGAGAAGGAGGAUCAUCAGAGGGUGACAGCGGUGGUGAGAAGAAGAAGAUGGCACUGUCUAUGUCACAGAAAUUGACUCUUGGUUAUGCUGCACUUGUUGGAAUGGGUGGUCUUAUGGGCUAUAUGAAGAGCGGUAGCCAGAAGUCACUUUUGGCUGGAGGGCUGUCUGCCUCGGUAUUGUAUUAUGUUCAUACACAGCUUCCUACAAAUCCAGUUUAUGCGUCGGCUAUAGGGCUGGGUGUGUCUUCUAUACUCCUAGGUGUGAUGGGUUCACGAUUCUUGAGGUCAAAGAAGGUAUUUCCUGCAGGUGUUGUAUCUCUCGUGUCGCUGGUAAUGACUGGUGGCUACAUUCAUGGUGUCUUGCGUAGCAUGCACUGAAAUGUGCCAAAUAUAAGAGUGAGACAUAUGGUUAAUAACUAGGCUUGAUCUUUGGUCAAUGCAUAUAGGAGCUGAUGUCAGUAUCUUUUAUUUUUACUACUUGGUAUGUAAAAUUUGUGUUCUACAAUUAGGAUGGAACUUUUUAUGGAUGAAUCAAGCAGCUAAAGAUUCUAUUAUCACUUGUCCUUUUGAGUUUUGUGUUAAGGUGAUUUUGGGAGAUUGCUUUUCA
Molecule: messenger RNA, 1064 nt
Organism: Jatropha curcas
Lineage: Eukaryota; Viridiplantae; Streptophyta; Magnoliopsida; Malpighiales; Euphorbiaceae
Product: Transmembrane proteins 14C
Biological process (GO): fatty acid transport
Cellular component (GO): chloroplast inner membrane
Molecular function (GO): fatty acid transmembrane transporter activity
Source: RefSeq, a predicted model, not a curated record